AGGAGACCAACACCACCACCUUCUCCGCUCUCUCUCCGGUUCCUCCAUUGCUUCUUCAUCUCUCCCGCUCAAAAGAUCCCGCCUUUCCCAACCCUUUUCCCCGCUCAUCAAUCUGCCGUUUUCUUCCUAUCGUUAAUUUGUUGACUCGCUAGUUGUUUUUUAGAAGGUGUACUUGAAGGAGGAUCUGCUAUAUUUACAUUCUGUUUUCUACCUCCAAUGGCUUCCGUAAGUGUGGCACCUUCUUCUGGAUUACGAGAACCGAAUGGAAAUACAGGCAGUGUCGGUAGAUUGCCUGAUGAGAUAAAUGACAUGAAAAUUCGAGAUGACAAGGAAGUGGAAGCAACUGUAAUUCAUGGUAAUGGAAUGGAGACAGGUCAUGUAAUUGUUACGACAAUUGGUAGUAAAAGUGGCCAGCCAAAGCAGACAAUAAGCUAUAUGGCUGAACGCAUUGUUGGGCAGGGAUCUUUUGGAGUAGUUUUCCAGGCCAAAUGCUUGGAGACAGGUGAAACUGUUGCUAUUAAGAAGGUUCUUCAAGAUAAGAGAUACAAGAACCGUGAGCUGCAAACCAUGUGUCUUUUAGACCACCCCAAUGUCAUCUCUUUGAAGCACUGUUUCUUUUCAACAACUGAGAAGGAUGAACUUUAUCUAAAUUUGGUCCUUGAGUAUGUCCCCGAGACAGCUCACCGCAUUAUCAAACAUUACAACAAAAUGAACCAGAGGAUGCCACUAAUAUUUGUGAAACUCUAUUUGUACCAGAUUUGCAGAGCACUUGCUUACAUUCAUAACACCAUUGGAGUGUGCCACAGGGACAUAAAGCCUCAAAAUUUAUUGGUCAACCCACAUAACCACCAGCUGAAACUAUGUGAUUUUGGAAGUGCAAAAGUUUUGGUAAAAGGGGAACCAAAUAUAUCUUACAUCUGUUCUAGAUACUAUCGAGCACCUGAACUAAUAUUUGGGGCGACUGAAUACACCACAGCCAUUGACAUUUGGUCUGCAGGCUGUGUACUGGCUGAACUACUGCUUGGACAGCCUCUGUUUCCUGGUGAGAGUGGAGUAGACCAGCUAGUUGAAAUUAUUAAGGUUCUUGGUACCCCAACAAGAGAAGAAAUAAAAUGCAUGAAUCCUAACUAUACUGAGUUCAAAUUUCCCCAAAUUAAAGCUCAUCCAUGGCACAAGAUAUUCCAUAAGCGCAUGCCCCCUGAAGCUGUGGACCUUGUCUCAAGACUGUUGCAGUAUUCCCCUAAGCUUCGCAGCACAGCUCUGGAGGCUCUGGUUCAUCCCUUCUUUGAUGAGCUACGGGAUCCCAACACUCGCCUCCCUAACGGACGUUUCCUUCCCCCACUUUUCAAUUUUAAGCCUCACGAGCUGAAAGGGGUGCCUGCAGAAAUGCUGGUGAAGCUGAUCCCUGAUCAUGCAAGAAAGCAAUGUACCUUCCUUGGAUUAUGAUCCGAGCCUUUAUCUUCCUACAUGAUGUCUGCCACUUGCAGAAAUCUGGUCUGUUGUAGAGAAAGUAGUCAUCAGUUUCAGAAAUUAUAUAUAAAAGUAAACUUUCAGAAAUUAUAUAUAGAAGUAAGAAGCUAUUUUGCUUUUUUCAUGCCCAAUGUUUAUUUGUUCCUUUAUUAAUUUUCUCCUAAUAUUUAUGUUCUUUUCCCAUGUUGAAAGCAGACCAGAGAGGUCUGCUUUGUGCUUGAUAUGCCCGUAAGACCUCAGUAUGUUGUGAACACAUUGGACACCAAGCCUCUUAGUAAAAUUAAUUCUUUUAA
Rubroshorea leprosula is the source of this 1763-nucleotide messenger RNA. The record is from the annotation of a GenBank genome assembly. NCBI's taxonomy places the organism in Eukaryota, Viridiplantae, Streptophyta, Magnoliopsida, Malvales, Dipterocarpaceae.